This is a messenger RNA of Dendroctonus ponderosae (mountain pine beetle), 14448 nucleotides long. RefSeq names its product protein Gawky (gene gw). The transcript is spliced from 20 exons. The record is from RefSeq and is a predicted model, not a curated record. Lineage: Eukaryota; Metazoa; Arthropoda; Insecta; Coleoptera; Curculionidae. Gene Ontology annotation, molecular function: protein binding; RNA binding. Gene Ontology annotation, biological process: miRNA-mediated gene silencing by inhibition of translation; positive regulation of nuclear-transcribed mRNA poly(A) tail shortening. Bases 379 to 4545 code for a protein of 1388 amino acids. Gene Ontology annotation, cellular component: P-body; nucleoplasm.
GGAGCCGAGGGAAUCCGAGUAACAAUCGAGUCGCGAAGCAGUGGAGUGGCGGAGAAUAGAGAUAGAAGUGCUGCCACGUAAUUGCGGAUCAAUAAACAAAUCUGAGGUGCCCGCAAAUCCAAGUAUUUUAACGCCAAAUUUAAAAAUAUUGUGAUAUUUAGUAUUCUCAUUCAGUUAAGUGUGAUAAGUACAUCAACUUUAUAUUCGUUACAACCAUAUCGUGGUUUAAUGAAAAGUGCGCAUUGAAUAAUGACUUGUGUGUUCUCAAGCCAAGUUUUGGUGUCCCCCUCUUUUCGAAUCAGUUUCGCUAGUUGAUUCGGUGGCGUCCAAAUUUCUACAAUUGUGGCUGACCUGACUGACAAUGGAGCACUAGUGACGAUGCGCGCCCCCACCCCCUCCGAGCCGAAGUCUAAUAUAUUUCCUACCUACCAAGUGCCUCAAGAGUCAGCCAUGCGGGGCAGCGCACCCCUACCAGUACAAGACGAAAUCGUAUGGGCGUUUCGGGGGGGUCGAGUCAACCUCCCGGUCCGUCCAUUAGGCGUGCAUUUCCCUAGUGGGAAAUCCGCCGCUCAAGCUGUGAUAUUUGGCUCUGGUGGAGGCCCCGCGGCGCCAAAUCGCGAGGCCUCAACCCCUAAUCUUAAGCUGCAAUCUGUGACCGAUAACUGUCUUCUGAACUCUGUUACCGUACCAAAAAUACAACGUAAUGACCGUGAAACGGUCACCCACAAUAAUUUAACUAAUAAUAAUAAUAAUGUAGAUAAUGAUAAGGUAGAUAGUCGUAAGUUUGGUGCUUUGCCCCUCGGACGAGACAUUCCCAACCAAAAGUCUGAUGACCUCGAAGUACUCGACGCUUUGAAGACUCCGACAGUAACUACUCUUCAUGGUGAUAACAACGAUAUGGACGAAGAACGAACUGAUUUUUGUGACCAGGAUAUGACACCGCUCACAUUGUACGAUCACUUACCACAAGGAUACACCCCAUUGAGACUUAAAGGAGGCGGUGAAAGUUCUCUAAGCACCGGUACCUCUGGAUGGGGCACCCCUCCAUCUCAACAGGGCAAUAACAAUAACGUGAAUAAUUCAAGCGGCUGGGGUGUAGCGAACGCCACGAAUCCGAACAACACCGGCACCCAGUAUUGGAAUAACAAUGCUAAUCGCACACCAGCUUCCUCACAAAGUGACGCCAAUAAAGCGAAUGCUGGCGGCCAACAGCCCCCAACAACGCAAUCGAAUAGCGCUGGUUGGGUUCAGCCUGGAGCCAAACCUGGUGCCAACGGCCCUCCGGCUACUGGCGCCCCCCCGACUAAUAACAAUGCACAGAACAAUCCUCAAUCGAAUGCCACUAACUCCACUAAACUACAACUCGAGCAACUGAACAAUAUGCGUGAAGCGAUAUUCAGCACGGACGGCUGGGGUAGCCAGCAUGUUAACCAGGACACACAGUGGGACAUUCCAGCUAGUCCGGAACCGACAAUGAAAAUAGAUGGAACCGGCCCUCCACCUUGGAAACCUGCUAUUAACAAUGGAACGGAACUUUGGGAAGCCAAUCUACGAAAUGGCGGCCAGCCACCUCCUCAACCCCAGCAGAAGACACCUUGGGGUCACACUCCUUCCACGAAUAUCGGAGGAACUUGGGGAGAGGAUGACGAUACUGCGGACAGCUCCAAUGUUUGGACCGGAGUGCCCAACAACCAACAGCAAUGGGGAAAUAACAAUUCAAACGCUAUGUGGGGCGACUCAAAUAAGCGCGCCGCAGGUUCAAAUGGAGGAAAUAGUUCUGGGUGGGCAGAUCCUCGGUCUGCUCCUGAUCCAAGAGCCUCGGUUUCAGCUGCAAGUGUCGCUGCAAUGGACAGCAUGCGAUCAGAUUUGCGUGCAGCUGCUGCAGCUUCAGGACUCGAUCCCAGACAGUUAGAUCCUCGUGAAAUGCGACAAAUGACUGGCGGUGAUAUGCGAGGUGAUCCAAGAGGAAUCACUGGACGAUUGAAUGGAGCCGGUGCGGAAUUUUGGAGCCAAAGCGCUCCACAUGCAGGUCCCGGAGGAAUGCACCAUCCCAACAAAAUGCCUGUCGGGCCCGGAAAUACCGCAGGCUGGGAGGAACCGUCGCCCCCAACCCAGAGACGUGCAAUGUCCAAUUACGACGACGGGACAUCUUUGUGGGGAAACCCACAGCAAGGGUCUCAUUGGAAAGAUAUUCCCACAGGCACUGGUGCCAUGGGCGGAGGUAGAGGCGGUCCACCAGGAAUGGCGCCUGGCCGUAAACCUGACGGUGUUUGGGGUGGAGGCGGCGGUGGCGCUGGCGUUGGGCGCAAUGGAUGGGAAGAUGUCGCAGGCCCAGCAGGAGGCUGGGACGAUUCAGCAGCAGCCUGGGCUAAGCAGAAAGGUCCAGGCGGACUUUGGGAUGCUGCCGAACUUGAAUGGGGUCACAAGCCACAAAAUAAACCCCAACUUACCAAAGAACAAGUGUGGAAUUCAAAACCGUUUCGAAUGCUUGUUGACAUGGGUUACAAGAAAGAAGAGGUCGAGAACGCACUUCGCGCGCGCGAUAUGAAUGUGGAUGACGCAUUAGAGUUCCUUAGUCCUAUACGGGCCCGGGGAAAUGACGGUUGGGGCUCAGGCGGGCGACACGAUGAUCAUUUCGAACACAAUCAAUUCCCGGGUGCUCAACGAGGUGGCGGAUAUCCAGGAAUUGGUGGUCCCGGUGGUAAUCCAUUAGCAUCGGCUGGAUUUCCACCAGGGGCUGGUCCUGGUUUACUAAAUAGCAUGGGAGGAGCAGGUCAAGCAAAUAGCUCCCUGAUCAAUAAUAUUUCUCCUGCUGUCGUACAAAAAAUGUUGACCCAACAAGGCGGUGGCGGUGUUGGCGGUCAAGGUUUCGUUGGUCCUUCAGGAGGUCGUCCUCUGCAACCUCAAGGUCAACCAUCUACUCAACAGUUGCGGAUGCUCGUUCAACAAAUCCAAAUGGCGGUUCAAGCUGGAUAUCUUAACCACCAGAUCUUAAAUCAGCCUCUGGCUCCUCAAACGCUGGUUCUGUUAAAUCAACUGCUGCAGCAAAUAAAAGCUCUUCAACAGUUGAACAGUCAUCAUCAGUUAGCUGCACAAUCAUCAAAAGUUAACCUGUCCAAUCCAACUCAUAUGCAGUAUUCGGUUCUUAUCACCAAGACCAAGCAACAAAUCAUAAACAUUCAGAACCAAAUUCAAGCUCAACAAGCCCACUAUGUCAAGCAACAACAGCAACAACAACAGGGUAUCGGAUAUGAUUUUAAGUCCAACCCAAUGCAUGAAUCAAUCAACGCUUUGCAAAGCAAUUUCUCCGAUCUUACUUUGAACAAAGACCCGAAUCAGCAGCAGUCACGUCUGAACCAGUGGAUUAACAAAGACAAGGAUGAGAGCAGUGAAUUUAGCAGAGCACCAGGUUCUUCAUCCAAGCCAGUAGCUACCUCACCUAAUAUGGCACCUCUGGGAUUAACUCAGCCUGAUGGCUGUUUCAGGCCUUGGUCAAGUGGACGAUCUGGUGACACUGGUUGGCCAGACUCUGGCGGCGUUGAUAGUGGAAACGAUAUCAAAGACGCACAGUGGACUGCAGUUCCUCCUCAACCAUCUUUGACUGAUUUAGUACCUGAAUUUGAACCUGGAAAGCCGUGGAAGGGGAACCAGAAGUCGAUCGAAGAUGAUCCGAGCAUUACUCCUGGUUCAGUAGUGCGGUCACCUUUGUCGAUUGCAACCAUAAAUGUCAAGGACAAUGAGCUUUUUGGGACUAGCAAAAGUCCUCCAGCCACUGACGCAAUGCAAUCUCUUAGUUCAUCCACUUGGUCUUUCAAUCCUCCGUCUACCUCGAGUACUUUUACUGGUCCCCAGAACAAGCUUCAAUCCAAAGGCGGUUUGGGCGAUCUGAAUCCUACUACUGCCGUUACUGCUGAAUUAUGGGGAGCUCCAAAGUCGCGUGGACCUCCACCCGGCUUAUCGUCCAAGAGUGGCGGUGGUGGAUCUCUCACUAACGGCUGGGCUGGUCAAUUGUCCGGUGGUUCCGCCCCAUGGGGCGGUGCAUCCAACCCUGUUCAACGCAAUUCGGGUAAUUGGGGUGGAAAUGUGGGCCCAUCUCAAUGGUUGUUACUUAGAAAUCUGACUGCCCAGAUCGAUGGAUCAACUCUAAGAACGCUUUGCAUGCAACAUGGCCCAUUGCUAAGUUUCCACCUCCACCUUCACCAAGGUUUUGCACUUGCCAAAUAUUCUUCUCGUGAAGAAGCUACUAAGGCUCAAACUGCGUUGAACAAUUGCGUUCUCGGCAACACGACAAUUUUAGCAGAAAAUCCCACAGACUGGGAUGCAAGCACCUUAUUACAAAGUAUUGCUAAUCAACAGAGUUCAUCCGGAGGUUGGCGUAACUCCUCAUCCAAACCAGGUGGAGACACCUGGAGCACAGGAUGGCCUAAUAACCCAUCAAGUUUAUGGGCAAAUACACCUCUGGAUUCUAGUGACCCAGCUAGAGCCACCCCCUCCAGCCUUAACUCGUUCUUACCGAAUGACUUGUUAGGAGGUGAGUCCAUGUAAAUCAAACGAGACACAUGAAUUUAAGUCAAGAAGAGAACGAAAGAUAUUGAAUAAUUAUCAAUCAGUUGAGUUAUUAAGUUUUAUCGCGUUUUGUUACAUUUUUUUCGUUUUACCUGUACGAAUUAAAAUUAACUAAUAAUUUACUGAUUGAUUGAUAUUUAUUGUAUAAUUUAAUCGCAAACUCCGUUUAGACGUUGUAUUUUUAUCUCUGAUUAUUAUUCAGUGAUCGACGUAGUCAUUGUUCUAGAAUAUACUUGUUUUUUUAUUUACAAUAAGGUUAAAUUUAGGGGAGGUGGAUUUACCAAAUGUACACGAUUUGCCUUUAAAGUGCGCAAAAUUGGGAAGCUAUAUUAUUAUUUUGCAUUCUUUUUAUUUAUUUUCGAGUUGCCAUUUUUUUAUUUUUAAAGCCUUACUGGUAGUGUCCGUUUUAACCAGUAGCGUGGCCUGUUGAAAAUAAUAAAUGAAACUAAUUAGCUUUAUAACGGAAUAGUAAACCACUGUGUCAAGAAGAUUAGUGACUUAAUAUCCGACUGCGAUGCGUUUUACAUUUUAGUGGUACCGAGCUCAACUUUGAACGCACCAAGUGACGCAUAUGGAAUGUAACCUAAACUAGUCCCAAUUAAGCAAGGUUUAAUAUUAAUAUAAUAUAUAAUGAAAUAUAUAUAUAUUUAAAUACGUGACCAAACUCAUAAUAAUUACAUUUUAUAUAUUUCGAGCUCUUAGCAUAGACUUUCUCAUAUUUAGAUAUUUUCCUAUAUAUUAACACUCUUUAAUAUUAGCGUUGUUUUUAAAUAUGGUUUAAUCCUAAUUUGAAACGUACCUAAGUUAUUUGUAUAUGGUAAGGAACCCGGUGUAGUAAUCUUUUCGUGGCAUGUAUCCUAUCCUAUUUUCGUUUUGGUUAAAUAGGGCGAUGGAAAAAUUAUGCUGGGGAUAUAUGUAACAAGAGUUACUUUAGAGCGAAAGGUGGCCAAUGCCCUUGUAGUUCUUGGAAAAUAUUUGUAAUUGAUUCCGUUGCAAGCACGCUAGCAGUGGGAGCGAUCAAUUCUCGUAUAAAAAAUUGCCAUCAAGAUUAAUUACGGUUAGGAGUCGGGAAAAAUGGGGUAAAGACUGAGCUUUUUAUACUUGCUAUAUUGAAAACACGAAAGAAAAAAAGACGCGAAUUAUAAAUUGAAAUCGUAGCAUUGAGCCCCGCUCUGUUAUUCAAGAACUAAAGGGAGGUUGUUGGGUUUGGUCGAGGUUGAGUACUCUUUCGGAAACCGUUUCAUUGCACGAGGCCUAGUCAAUCAUUCAAUAAAAAUUCUAAAUAGUUCUAUCCUAUAUUGUGUCGCCUUGAUUGGUAUCUAGAAAAAUCACUUAUCUUCGACCAGACGGUGGUAUAGUGGCAUGCGAGUGGUCACUGUCAGAAAUGUUUUCGUGGACUCUCAAAUCCCCGCAGAACCUGUGAUCUCCUAUUCCUGAUAUAUCAAAUUACACUUACAAAUUAUACAUGGUUACGUAAGCUGUUAAAUAAAUAUUUUUGGGUUGAAUUACUCCCAAAAUAAAACACCACACAAUCAGUUUUUAGACUGCACGCUAAUUGAAAGUAUUCUUAAAUAAAUUAAGUAAUAAAAUUCUUUAACAAGUUAAUACCCAAAUAUCGUUCUAAUUAAUAAAGUUUAUUAUAUCCUUAAAUCAUAUAAUAAAUGUAUUUCUGUGUUUAAUGGAUGUGUUAGCCGUAGACUUUGAAUAUCGUUACAUUUUUAGUCUGUAUACUGUGAUUGUUUUAAUCACAUUAAGAAUUAACAAACAUGUGUUAUUGUGGUGUUCAUACAAUAUCGAGAUUCAACUUUAUAGCUAACAGUAUGAAAGAACGGUAUGCAAGAUUUCUAAACUUUCGGGCUCUUUGAACAUUAAUUGUAUCAGUUUGCAAAUGGAAAUUAAUUAGUUUUAGAAUAAAAAAAAGAAUGCUCAAUUUUAAACAAGUCUGAAUUGUUGCUGCCUUCAACGUGAAGCUUUUCGGAAUACAAAAUAUAACUUACAAGAGAUUGUUCAGAAUCAAUCAGUGUCCCAAAUACCGAAACGGCAGCUGAUUUUGCCACUCACACGUACCCCUUACUGUGCUUUAUUCUGAGAUAUUUUUCUAGUCGCGUAUGUCUCUUCUUUCCAUUUGCGGAAGUUACCAAACCAACUCUAGUGGCAAAAAGACUGAAGUCGACAAAUCUUCAAUUUAUUGUUUACAUUAUAAUGCAUUUAAGUUUGGUUUCGUAAUGUUCAAAGACCCUUGAGAAUAACCUGCUAUGGCCGAAGCUUUUUUUCGACUGCGUCUAAUUAAAAAUCGAAUUUUAUGUUCUAAGCAAUUUAAACGUAUAUACUCUCAGAUGCAAGAAAAGAAACUUCCGACCGUGGUAUUUGCAAAAGAAACAUUUUGAAUGAAGUAGCAGUUUAAAAAAGUACAUAACUGUGCUGUGACUCUUAAGUGGCUUUUUAAUUUUUAAAAAUAAAAAUAAAAAACGAAAAAAAAAAUUUUUGUUUCAAAAGCUAUUGUUUGUUUAGUAGCUUCUGAAGAAAGCUAAGCGUCUGUUUUAUAGAUUAAAAUAUUCAAGUCAUAUCGGGCAAAAAUAAUGGAACAAUUGUAUAAUGAAUUUAUCAAAACGUGUAUUUUUAUUAAAUUAGGGCUGUCGUUGAAAAGCUAGGUUUUAUUUUUCAAUGGAAUUUAAUCUAAGAAAUGGGCGCUUCUUCGACAAAUGGUGCAAAAAUACGGGCUGUUCUUUCUAGCAGGCUGUUUCUGCUUUAAACAUUAAAAGACGCUUUACUUAAGCCUACUGGAAAAAAUAGACCUUUCUCAUAAGUUCCAAUAGAGAAUAUUUAGUAUCUUAUUGCCAAUUUUAGUAUCUAUGUAUUAGCGUUUAGGAAUUACGAUAUUACUUAGUAUUAAGAAACUUGGUAGUAGGGAUAUAUUGUGUGUUCUUAUAUAAUUGGACAACCACAACUCUGAAUCAUACACUAUAUACGCGCUGAUCUAUCCAGAUAGAAACAUAUACGCUCCGAACAUAGAUCUUUUAUAGUUCACUACUAUGUUUAAGUAAACGCCUAGGUGUUAUCGGUCAUAUUUUCACAAUUAGACUCCAAGACGUAACUUAAUUCCAAUUCCACGUCAUAUAAAAAAACAUAAAAGCAAUUACUUGGCUAUGACAAUUGAACCCCAUCUCAAUACCGCGGCCUUUAAGUGGUUGUUUACGGAAUAUUUACCAUCUCACAUUCUUUGGUUUACCUAAUCGUCUGCGAGUAUUCUACAAGCAAAAAACGGCAAUCACUCCAUCUAUUAUUCAAUAACUUCCAUUUAUAAACGGUCUGCCUUCAACAACUGUUUCAGAAAAGAAAGAAAACCACCAAAAACCUGGUACUAAAUUAGUUUUUACCUAUAAAAAGAAAUUUAUUUAGUUGUAGGUAUUUCGUAGACUUAUGCCCCACCAGUGAUUUUAUAAUAUGUGAAACAGUUUGACAGUUAUUUGUAGACCUUCGUUCGCAAUGUAUUCAGCGAAAAAUACGAGUUACUGCGGUGCAAUUUAAAAAUGUAAAAAAAUUCUUACGCAACAUUUGCGUAUUUGGUGGUGUUAUGGUUUAAAAAUAGUCCUUAUAUUAUGAUUUAUUUACACAUUGACUGCUUAACAUUGGGAAACACUGACAGGUUUAAAAUUGACUCAAUCAAGAAUUCGAAAUACAUAUUUGGAUUACGCUGUUUUCAUGACUUCAUCACCUAACAGUUGGAGACUACCAAUUUUCAAUGUUUUCAGACUAAAUUUCCUUUAUAUAUAUCGGGUAUAUAUCGUCAUGUAUAUGUUAUGUUAUUAGUUAUUUGGCACCAAAGAAACAGAGUCACAAUUUUUACUCAAAUUUUGUCGAACCAGACUUAGAAAUUAGAACUGGUUCAUCAAAUGUAGCAAAUGAAACGGAUAUGCAUAUGAAAAACUAUAUGCUUUUGCAGAAAUAAUUGGCUUACAUCUGGAUGCUUUAUAUUUCAGUUUUUAUCGAUCGGGAUAAAAAAAUUAAAUUCAAAAGUUUAUUGUUAAGUUACUUAGUAUUUUUUCGAUUUCAUUUGAAUUUUCCAUCUCUAGUCAUUCAAUUCGCAGUAAUUCGUAUUAAGGAGGAAGUGUCUGAACAACUGCCAAUGAAGUAUUGUGAUUUACUUACUAAUAUAAUGUAUAUAUUAUCGAGUGUGCAUUAAAUUUCUGAGAUGUUAAUUUAUUGAUUGGUGGCAAGUAGCCGUCAAGUGGUAAAUUUAUACGCAUUAGUUUCCUAUUGUCUGAUAUUUGUGUACCUUUGAAUUUUUAGACUGUAAUGUUGUUUAUUUAUAAAAAUAAUUAAAAAUAAAAAAUAUAUAUAAGCUCAGCUUCAAUAUCAUAAUAGGUAGUGUAGACGAUGCACGAUUACAUGAUUCGUGGCUGUAUGAAACACGUGAAACGAUCCCAAACUUAGCAAUUUUGAAAUACCACCAACCUGACUGUUACCUGACUAUUUGCAAUACGCAAACAGCAACGAAACUUCUGUUCUAGGUACAAGCAGGAAAUGCACACGAUACGUAACUUCAAAAUUGUCGAAAAAAAGAAAAAAUAAAUAAAAUCUGAUUAUCUAAAUAAAUGUUUAAACUCGUAGUAUUUCACUUAGGUUGACAGUAUUUGUGAUCAAAGUGCCACUUGUGUUUUCAAGUAUAUAUAUUAUAUAUUUAAUCAUUGCCACUAAAUACUAUAUAUUACAUAUAUAUGAACUAAAGAAUAUAUUAUAUAAUAAUUACACCAUGUAAUAGUGGAAAUAGAAAUAUGGCAAAGUAAUUUACCUUAACCGUAGUAGUAAAUUCUUGGUGUUCGGUAGUUAAUAAGACUUGUUUACUUGACCUGACCUAAGUAUUUUUUAAAUGUAGGAGCAUUCGAAGUGAAGUGGACGCUUUUCUUAUAAAGACUUAAAACCGAAAAUUACAUAUUUUAGAAUUAUUGAGUUUAUUACUCACACAUAAUUGUUUGAGGCGCUUAUUCGCGUGAAAAAUGGGAAAUUAACAAUCAGUUAGGAGUCAAGACUUAAAAAUGCCAAAGUUGUGUGAGCAAUUCGAAUUGUUUGUGUUUUGUUUUAACUCAUAUCAUUGAAACCUACUGCGAUAAUACCAUGAACAUCAUUUAAUCUUUUGAUAGUUCCACCUAUUAGAUGGUACAUAGUUUACUUGCGUACGAGGUAAAAGGCCAUAUCAAAAUUAUAACAGACAAUUAAUGUAACAUUAGUAAUAUCGUGGUUGUGUCCUACAUUCAAUUUGUCUCAUGGAAGAUUAAGUGAUGAUCUACUCAAGUUAAACUCGGUUCCGGAUCUGUCUUAUUGCAACUUUGACAAGGUCACAUUAAAGUCUGCCAAAAAUUGAAACCCUGACUUAUAGAUAUAGUAUAGAAUUAUUUUUAUGAAUCGGCAAUAAUACAUUUACUUUUUAAAGUGUAUAUGACUUUUAGGAGAAAUUACAGUUUUUCUAAGAUCAGUUGGUAAGCUGUAGAAAGCCAACAUCGUUGAAACUAAACUCGUAGAAGCUUUUCGCUUUUAGAGAGAAAGUAAAUCGCGCAAUGUUCAUCAUGUAACACUUGAUAAUACCAAUCGAUGUGCCUCUUGACUUUGUUAUAACGUGUAUAAUACUUAAAUGUAACUAAAUCGUGACCUGCUUGGUCUCAGUUUUAUCCCGAAAAUGAAUAUCUACAUUUACUGAUGAGCUUUAAAAAAACACUAAUACACGUGUUAAAGCACCGUUUUUUAUAUAACUCUAUUUUGUAAUUGUUUCACAACGGACAAUAAGCUUGCCAAUAUGUCCAGCUGUUUGUUCGUUGUGCACACUCCCUGAAUUGACUUAAGAAAUGUAAUCGUACAUGUAAGUUUAUGUGUAUGAUUGUUCCUUUCUCGCAUAAAAUCGUAUAUUUUCACCAUCAUUCACGACCAAGCGUUCUGUCUAUCAAGAGAAACUUGCAAAAAAUAUUCGAAAUGGUUAAUGGGUAGUUUUAAGGUAGCUGUAGGCAUACUUAAUAAAAUUGUUACUUAUCUAGUGGCAGCAUUUAGUCAGUAAAACUAGUAUUAUAAUGUAAACUCCAGGAAGUUGCAUAAUCUUCAAAGCUGUGCAAUACUUCGUCUUCAAGUAUUAUUAUUAAUGAGUCGGUCACAUCAUACGCUUUCGUUACCGUAAUGGAGUUAGUAUCCGCCGAAAAUCCCAUAGCUCUUCUCCUCUUAAAGAAAAAAGUAUUCGGUCUCUUUGCACAAUUUAUCUUGCCGUCACCAUUACUCAACUCUUUCAACUCUUGUCACUUUAUACCAAAGACCCUUUGUGUCAUAUAAAUGUAAAUGCUGAAAUUUUUUUUUCGAAUUUCGCCAAAUUCUUCCAACCAUGGUUGUGAUAGUCAUAGUUUAGUGCUUUUUAUUCCACGUGCUGAUUAUUUUACUAUUUAAAUACCAGUAUGUUAUUUAUAGUGUCUGGAGAAUCAGCAACCGCCUCUAAACGUUGCUGGUUUUCCGGUUGUGCAGUGAACAGCACAAACUCAAGUGCCUAUUAAUAUGUGCAAUUGAAAAAUUUGGGCCUGACUUUUUGACAGGGUUUUAACAUAUUUAGGCGAAUUGAUUGUAUAUUUAAAUAAAUCGGCUACGGUUAGCCCCACUAUUGUAUAAAAAUUGCUGAUGAAAAUAGAAAAAAUGUAGAACUAAGUAACGGUGUGAUUUUGGAAGAUUUAUUUGAUUAAAGAACUUGUGCAGGUAUGGUUGACAGAACAUUGAUAUUUUCUAGUAUAAAAAUAUUUUUUAGACUAAUCCGUACCUGCGUAGAUUCGAAGUGUGUUGAAAUGUAAUUUUGUUGAUCUCGCGAUUUUGCGAUGAUUUCAUGCUAGCAAGGUACUGCCAACUGUAAAAAGAUAAUGUAUGUUGUAAUAUUAUCAAAGAGUUUUAUCGUGUAGGUUAAUUGUACAAUAACGUUUUGCCGUUCUACUAACGCAGAGGUAUUUUUUCUGAAUUGGUACGCAAAUUCAAAUUAGACUAGUUGUGAGUGGGGUAGCAAAAUGAACGUUAGGCCCUCAAUCUCAGGUGUAGAAUUAUUAUCAUUCUUAUAGAACACUAAUGCUAAGUGAAUUACUGAAAUUAACAUUCCUUGAAUCUCGUUUUGUGUGUUUGUUAACGUUUCGAUUCGUUUUGCGAACUUCUGUUCCUCGUCACAAUAUUCCAAAAAUUUGAAAUCGGCUCCGGGCCACUUUAGUUAAGCAACAUCAAAAAUCCGUUAUUCCUUUUGUUGAUCAAUCAAAAUAACAAAUGCCUUAAAAUGACAAACAAAAGUGCGCUCUCUGUCUAGUUUAUUUAUAGGAUAAGGUUCGUAGCUUAAGGUAUUUAAAUGGUUAGAAAGACUGUAGAGGGAUACCAGGUGAUUAAAAAACAACUUCUAUACUACUAUAUAGUUAGUUUCCGUUCAAAUUCUCCUAUAUAACUAUUUUUUAACAAUCAGAUUUAAUAAGACUUUUGCACAGGUAAAGUAAGAGAGAACACUAGGUCCAUCUAAAGAAAGGGUGCUUUUAACAACCGCUUUUAUAAUACUUGUCAAAGGAUACUACACACAUUUUUAAAUAGUAAGGCUUUAGAGGUAUUUUCUGUCAUAUUAUUGCAUACUGAUUAAAAGACAACACAUCGGUUAAUUAUGAAUCGUGCCAAAAUUUUGCUUAGAAACCUUUUGCUCAUGGCGAUUAUAGACACAACUAUGAUCGCAUACGCUUACUUGCUGUGUAUAAUAACUUAAAAUGCAAUAUGUGUAUAUAUUGGCUGAUGAAUUCUUGUACAAUUGUUAUAAUUUCAUAGUAUAUUAUCGUGUAAACUACUUAAUUCUUAGUAUAGAAAAUGUGUUACUACAUAUUUAAGUAUUAAAAAUCCAAAAAAUGAAAAAAAAAAUGCAAGUUUCUCUUCGCCAUGGUAGAUGGGAUAGCUCUAAGAACAAAUGCUGUCGAUGUAUUGUUUUCAAUAUUCCAAUUAUUGAAUCUUGGUUUGCUGUAUACUGAUUUUAGUAAUUAUGUUACUGUUGAUCUAUAAUUAUCAAAUCCGUAUUUAUUCAACAUCCACGUUGCCCAGCUUGUUUACAUUUUACGCACGGUGUCUUGUGAUUUCGUUUUCUGUGUGAUAUAAGUACAAUUUUUGUGAUAAUAUUGAUAUUUAUAGUUAUUUUUAAACGCUUUAGCGUGUACUUUCGGUAUAUAACACUCGAAAUUCUACCUAAGGAAUAACCCAAUGAAAUUUAACCAUUGUCGAUCGGAUAACAGCAGCAAAUUGUCAAUGAUUUCGUUUAAGAAAGUAUCAAGAUGAAUUGUUCCAUUGUAACUUGACUAGUCGGGCUUUUUAAAGAAAUUGAAAUCGAAUUUGACGGAACUCAAAUCAUUUUGUUUAGGACUACGCACUUGUUGUUUUUUUUUUUAAAUGCAAUUGAGCCAUGUUUCUCUAGUUUAAGUCACAGAAUCAACUGGAAUUCAUUAAUUAGUAAUAGGUUUGUGCGUAGACUCUGGGCAACAUGGGGAUUGGUUAAAAAAAAUGGCAACUUUGUAGUGAUUUUUUGUUAAAUAUGUAUAAAAAAUCGGUCGCGUUCAGCUGGCCGAAGAUGCGACUGGAAAAAAAUUGCUGGCGUAAAAUGUAAACAAUUAUCCACGUGUCUGCAUUCAUAUAGCAUCACAUGACUUGCUUGUUUCGAUUUGAUGUUAGGAUGACGUAAUUAUUCUUGCAACAAAUGGCCUAAAACAAGUUCCCUCCUAUCAAAUCUAGUCCAUUUUUGAUGUCCAACUGAAAAUAUUCCAGUUAUCGAUCAUAUCAUUCUCUUAUUGUUUAUAUAUAUCGUGUUUUUGUUAUAUCUCGUUUUGUUGAUUGGUGUAAGCAUUAUAAACGCCCCCCUAUAGUAUCUUCCAAAUCCUUUCAAGUUCCUUAUGUUAUUACUUAGAUACGAUGGUUCGCCUCCGGUAAAUCGACGUGGCGUGAAUAUUUUAUUUAGUAUGGUUGUGUUAAAACAUAAGUUGGUUUAAAAAAAUAUGAAAAUCGAAUAAGGCAAUAUGAACUUUCCUGUUUGACAGACUCAAAUAUGUGAUAUUGCUGACAAUUUAAAAAUAACAAUAAUUCUUCUACCGUUAUCUACUUUACCUAAAAACAUCACUAACAUUGACGUAGAGUGACGAAAAUGGCGAGCGGCUGCCGUUACGUACUGGACCUAUAGGCUGUCUUUUUGAAUUUUGUAAAAGACAUUUUUAGAGACGAGAACAAAGCAGUUGUUAAAUAUAUAUAAUUAGAGAUAUGAGUUGGCCAGUCAGUUACUGUAGAGAUGUUUGAACGUGGAUUACUCCCUUACUUUUAUACGCAAGGUUUGUGUAGCUAACGCUUGGAUAAGUCUGAUCUGAACACAUUUAAAAAACGAUUAAAGAAUCUCUGAUAGAAACGACGAUAUCUAAGUUGCCGACACUGUCAUUAGGAGGGUAAACUCAGGGACCAGGCCAAAAGUCACGGUGAUAUGAUAUCAAGUAGUAACAAUUAACAAAAUCAAAUCAGAUAAAAUUAAUUAACACUUCUCAAGUAAUACACUACCCUAUGUAAACUCAAUUGAAUGUUGUAGAAAAAUAUUUUCAAAUCUGUAUAAAUAGUUAAAAGGAAGUUAUAAACAACUACCCGGCUGCACUGUACUAACUAUAAUCAUUCUAAAUAGUCAACCUAUGUAUCCAAGUAGUCUGAUAUAAUUGCACGAGUCCAAUUUUGUUUCCCAACAAUAAGCGGAAAUACAGUGCAGAUGGGCACCUAGGUUUAAGUUAGAUUAUGUAAGUGCUUUUGAACAACAUUCUGUUGUUUACGCUCUGUACUUGUAACCCAAAUGACCAGUAUGCAUUCAGUAAUAAAGGUUGUCUUAAUGUA